CUACCUUCUUCGCUAUGACAGUAUUCAAUUGACGUCUUUUCUGUGUUGUAAGUUCAUAUGUAGUUAACUGAUAUAUUAUCUUCCUUCACACUGUAGGUUCCGAACAAUCCACAUAGUAAAAUGAUCUAUCCUUGGAUCUCCGGGAUGUUGUGUUUUCAAUACAUCCUUACUUUAUCAUCCAUGGUUGGAGGCAUGGCGUCUAUCAAUACAGCCGUGUUUGUUCCCGAAAACGCCUUAGUAGGAACAGUCGUUGCCCGUCACAACACUUCCCUACAGCCAGUGAUUUACAGACUACUUAAUGGUAACGACUAUGAAAGGUUUUCGAUAGCAGAAAGGCAAGGUGUUGUCGAAGUUGCUAAUCCAUUGGAUUUUCAAAUACAGUCGACUUAUCAGCUGCAAAUCCGAAUAGACAACGAACGCAACCUCGCUAAAAAUGCCUCACUCUGGACCCUGACUGUUCAUGUACUGGACGUGUCUGGAUACCCUCCAUACUACAACAAAACAUGUGAAACCCCCGAAAGAUCCUCUGGUCUUCCUAGAUUGAUAGAGUUCACUGAUUUGUUACUGAACGGCUCAUCAAGAAAUGGAUUAAAGAUCAGUAACAAGACUGAUAUUGUGAAUGUGAAAAAAAGCACAGCGUACUUUAGUGUGACGAACGACAUAUGCGAAGUGAAUGUGACGUUUGGAAUCAAACAUGUCCAAGAUGUUGCAGUAGCUCAUGUGAUGUCAAAAGCUGGCGUCCAUAAUCUGACGCUGUGCUGUGUGGCAGGAGACAACAAGGUGUCAGCGAUUCUGAUUGACAGAGACUGGGUUAGAGAGCCUGAUAUACCAUUCUUGCUGCCUAUGGCAUUUUCCGAACUCGUUGCCUCUAAAGGUUUGAAUGCUAUGUGGGUUGACAAUGAAAGGUAUAGUUAUUUUGUUCUUGUCAAGCUUGGCAUACUCAAAACAGCUACCCCCGUGACAAUUAAGUUGGUAUUAACGAAAGUGAUGGCUUCAGCUCCCUACGGAGAAUUAAAUUUUACAGGUCAAACCACUGUAAAACUUGCUGGUUGUCCACAAGGUAAAUACGGCGCAUACUGUGACAAAAACUGUAUUUGUAAGAACGACGCCCGGUGUCACGGCUUCAACGGGGCGUGUCUGUGUGCUCCUGGUUGGAAGGGUGUGGCAUGCGACAUACCAACCCCAGCUGUCGCUAUUGACGUCCGGCCUGAAGGAAACAUGUAUAUAACUGGGAAUGUUUCCCUACAAUGUCGCCCUGUUCAUAUCAAUGCCUCGUCCAUGACAUGGUGGUUUCGGGCAUCUCGCAACAACAGUUCCAAAAUUUUCAUCCAAACGUCCCGUAACUUUUCAAUCAGUCCGAUUCUACCAGAGACCAACGGUGUGUAUACGUGUGAAGUCACCACAUCUGAUGGACACACACUGGAGAGAAACUACGUCUUAGAUGUGAUGGAAUGUCCUCCCGGUCUUCACGGGGAGCGUUGUGACAGGCCGUGCGACUGUCUACAUAACGUUGGUUGUGACCGUUGGGCGGGGUGUGUAUGUGAGGCCGGUUGGACAGGCCCUACCUGUAACAUGUCCUGCCCUGCAGGAACAUUUGGGACAAACUGCAAACAACAAUGUCGAUGUGAAAACGGUGCGGAGUGCAACCCUUUCAAUGGCACUUGCAUCUGUCCGCAUGACCUGACAGGAGAAUACUGCAAAGGGAAGCAACGUAGUCCAUUUCAUAGGACACAGGACACCUUACAGUAUUUUACUAUACUUGUUUUCAUCCUUCCUGUUGUAGUAGUUGCUUGUAUAGUUAUGAGAAGAAAAAGAAAAUUUCUCAAGGAACAACAUCAACAACCAGUUCACGAGGAACUGCAGCUUGUUGAUGUCAAUCAUCAACAGAACAUGGCAGACACGUUAGUGCCAUGGGAACGAGACCCGCAGUACCUGACCCUGGGUAACCUGGUCGGGGUUGGCACAUUCGGCCAUGUUGUAGAAGGAACCCUACAUCUUCCUGGAGAACUACCGGUAAGAGUAGCAGUCAAAAUAGUGGACACCAACGCAGAGUAUGUCCAAGCGGAUUUCAAUCGUGAGAUGGACAUGCUGAUCUACCUUUACGACAGAUCCUUACACACAAAGGAAGGUGAAAAAGUUAUGCACCCAAAUAUCAUUCAGCUGUACGGCGUUGUUACCCUGUCUGACCCGAAGAGGAUAAUAUUAGAAUUUGCCCCUCACGGAGACCUUCAGAUGUACCUGAAAAGACUCCGAGACGACAUCAACGCGGUGAACUGGGCCACUCUAUUUGGUCUCGCCAUCGGUGUAUCUAAGGCUCUACAGGAGCUAGAAAGAGUCACAAUUGUCCAUCGUGACGUGGCCGCUCGGAACGUGGUCAUCACAGACGGAAUGGUCGCUAAGCUGGCAGACUUCGGUUUGGCCCGAGACGUCUACACCAACACUGUGUACGAGCACACCAAUCACCACGGGCGAGACGAGUUACUCCCGCUGAAGUGGAUGGCACUGGAGUCUAUCCGAGAUGGAAUUUACUCCUGUCAGAGUGACGUGUGGUCGUUUGGUGUCAUGUUGUGGGAGAUUGCCAGUCUAGGAGAAGAGCCGCGCUAUCCUGGGCCUUUCCGACCAAACUGUUGUCAGAUGGUCAACAUGCUUCGGCAAGGAAAUCGCAUGGAGAAGCCUGAACAGUGUUCCAUUGACCUGUACAGACUGAUGUGUCAGUGUUGGUAUGAUGCUUCUGACCACAGACCGACUGCUGCUCAACUUGAAGAAAGACUUGCUGAGCUAGUUAGGGAAGUUGGUGACUGUGCUGAUGACUGUGUGACGGUCUGGGAAAGUACUGUCUGACCAUGAUUAUGUGAGUGCUUGUCAUAUACCAUUGGCAUUCUUCUUGGUACACUUGUCGGAAGAACUAGAAAACACCAAGGGAGGAAAUGAAGCAUGGCUUCAACGAUUAUAAUUGCCCUUUUAAAAGUAAAUAUGUGUGAAUUAAAUCGCAGUAAUAUUGCACAGAUACCCAUUCCUUUGUUAUUAUAUCGGAUGAUGUUCUAUGUGA
Branchiostoma floridae (Florida lancelet) is the source of this 3049-nucleotide messenger RNA. RefSeq lists its product as uncharacterized. The coding region runs from base 121 to 2841 and encodes 906 amino acids. The transcript has a single exon. Lineage: Eukaryota; Metazoa; Chordata; Leptocardii; Amphioxiformes; Branchiostomatidae. Gene Ontology annotation, biological process: multicellular organism development; protein phosphorylation; homophilic cell-cell adhesion. The record is from RefSeq and is a predicted model, not a curated record. Gene Ontology annotation, cellular component: membrane; signaling receptor complex. Gene Ontology annotation, molecular function: ATP binding; calcium ion binding; transmembrane receptor protein tyrosine kinase activity.